AGGCUAUCAGCUUCCUAGUGGCCACCAAUCCUUUUGGAUCUUGCAGACGAUUACGCCUCCAAAGCUCAUACAAGUAAUAAACAAACUUUAAUGGGUUAUUUCGAUCUAACCAUAAGAUUCACAGACGACAUCUUACAUUUGGGAGGGAAUUAUCAAAAAUACAUGCUUCGUGUCUGGGAAGCCUUUUUGCGGUCUUUCGCCAAGCGCAAUGAAGUCCAGCAACCGCGAAGCGCAAAACGAAAUGACGCAGUCCUUCAUUUGCUUAAGCAUAAAGAAUUCAAUAUGGACAAUUGGGAAGGUGUCCCAGGUGAAAUUGAACAGAUUCGCCAAUUUUAUGGGUAUAUGCUCCAUGAAUUCAACCAGUCGUUUGGCACCACCACCACAGCCGAUGCGAUUGAAGAAGUUACUGGUUCAACGCACAUUUCAGGCCUUCUUCGUUUUUCUGCUUGGCUCCUUCGGAGAGCAAUCUUAUAUGAGGGAAGGAGAUGGACACUUCUCCCUUUGGCAUCUCAUCAGAUUGGCUAUGUGCCUAUCCAUGGAACUGGCGUGUACAUUUCCUACAUCAAGCAUGGACUUCCGGACAUAAUGUACCGAACAUCCUCAAAGUAAGCCAAAAAAAAAAGAUGUUAUGUACUAAACAACAUCGCUUCUUUCACAGAGAAUGAGACGAAGUCAAUAUGGGAAUGAAUUCCCGGAGCAUUCAUUACUUUGACGGAAUUUAAGCGGUUGAAUA
This is a messenger RNA of Radiomyces spectabilis, 733 nucleotides long. RefSeq lists its product as uncharacterized. The coding region runs from base 91 to 609 and encodes 172 amino acids. The record is from RefSeq and is a predicted model, not a curated record. Lineage: Eukaryota; Fungi; Mucoromycota; Mucoromycetes; Mucorales; Radiomycetaceae. The transcript has 3 exons.